Frankliniella occidentalis (western flower thrips) is the source of this 2647-nucleotide messenger RNA. It is a transcript of the gene Rab39, whose product is annotated as ras-related protein Rab-39B. The record is from RefSeq and is a predicted model, not a curated record. Gene Ontology annotation, molecular function: GTP binding; GTPase activity. Gene Ontology annotation, biological process: Rab protein signal transduction. Lineage: Eukaryota; Metazoa; Arthropoda; Insecta; Thysanoptera; Thripidae. The transcript is spliced from 3 exons. Gene Ontology annotation, cellular component: Golgi membrane. The coding region runs from base 344 to 994 and encodes 216 amino acids.
AAAACUGUGAAAAGUUCUUCUAUGUGAACUUACCAAUAUGAAGUUGGGUUGCUCCUUUUAUUUGAAAUAUUAGUAUCUUUCAAAAAUUCCUAAUGACAUUCAAAUUUUCGUCUAAUUUGUGGUUUACCUUCGAAUGUUUUCAGUUUUUCGAAGUUUGGGGAAAUAUUCUGUGACUCAGAAACGUUUCCCUGAAGUUCAACAAAAUUUGGCUUGUUUUCAAUUUGCGUCUAGUUUUCUGCUACAGUCCUUCAGGUUCUACAUUGCACAUAUUGACAACGCAACUGUUGUUUAUGUUGUGGUUCCUGUUUGAUUAAUUGACGUCUGACGUGCAUCAUUGUGUAAAAUGGUUGAUCCUAUUUUCGAUUACCAGUUUCGUCUGAUUUUAAUAGGAGACAGUACAGUAGGGAAAAGUUCUUUGUUAAAAUAUUUCACAGAUGGAAAAUUUGCUGAGCUUUCAGAUCCUACAGUUGGUGUUGACUUUUUUGCGAGACUGAUAGAUGUAAAUGAUGGCAGAAGAAUCAAACUGCAGUUGUGGGACACAGCUGGACAAGAAAAGUUCAGGUCGAUUACCAAAUCUUACUAUCGCAAUUCAGUUGGUGCUCUCCUUGUUUAUGACAUCACAAAUCGGAAAAGUUUUGAACAUAUCCCACGCUGGAUGAAUGAAGCCAAAAGACAUAUUGAACCUCAUCGGCCAGUUUUUGCUCUGGUAGGAUGCAAGCUGGACUUAGUUCUAAGUAACCCAAGAGCUCGAGAGAUAUCAGAAGAGGAAGCUGCUAGUUUUGCUCAAACCCACAGUAUUCCACACAUUGAAACUUCUGCCCGCACGGGUUCUGGAGUUGAAAUGGCAUUCCGUACAGUCACACAAGAAGUCUAUGAUCGGAUAAUGUCAGGAGAGUACUCUGUUGAAGAUGGUUGGGAUGGAAUCAAGACGGGGUUUUCUCGUCCUGGUAUUAGUUUAGAGGAAGCCGAACCUGCUCAAACCUCAUGCUGUUGAGUUUUCUUCUAUCUUGUUUUUAUACUUUUACAAAGAUCCACAUUAAUAUACCCAAUAAUAUUUAUGACAGAAUUUGUGAAAACAAAGUAAGAACAAAUUUAAACAAACACAUUACUCUUUGAACCAGUUAAAAUAUUACUGAUAGGUUUUCAUAAUUUGCAAAUUUAAAAUUUAAAGCCUUUACCUUGGGCUGGACCCAGGUAUAUGAGAUUCUUUUAGAAACAUUUUUUGUGCGGUCAGAUUGAUUUUUUUCCCCCAGCAUAUUUCUUACACUCUAUCUAUUGUCUUUUCUUUUAUUUUAACUUCAAUAAUACCAAAGAAGUGACAUGUGUUAACACUGGAGAAAAGUUCAGAUUAGUUAUUAAUAUGUACAAGAUAUCCCUGCAGUUUUCUGGUGUUGUUAUUUUUUUAUUUUAUUUUCAAUGACUAAUUUCUACUGUGGGAAUUUUUUCCAACCCCCAAAAAUCUGUCUUAAGUAGAAUUUCUUGCAAUAAGAAUGCAUCUUUUACCAACAUGCGUUUCAUAAGUUAGGAUUGCCUUUUUUAGGUACAGAGGGAGCAAUAUGUUUGUCCUCAAUUCUGCAUUUCAAAGUACAGUAACUUUUUUGUUUGUUGAUUUCCCCAAAAUAAAUCUUGCUUUAUUUGAUGGCUUCUGAAAUAACAGAGAAGUUUCUCUCUAAACAUUUUGGUGCCAGAGUUAUUAUUCAGAAAAAAAAACUCUGUCUAGCAGAGAGUGUAGUCUUAAUUUAUUUUUUAUUUCUGGUUAAUCCCUUACAUAUUUUUUUGAUGCGUGCCAAAUUCUUGUACUUUUGCUGACUUCCCUAAGUGGCUCUGGAGCAUAAGUAGUUUUCACUAUUGUGAUUCUAUUUGGCAGUGGUUUUUUAUUAUUUGUACAGUUUAGUUAUUUCUGGUUUUCAAAGUUGCUCAUCAAACUUGUCUCUAGGUAUACAUAUAUAUCUUUGGUUAAUCUAAAUCCACCUAUUGAUAGUGCAAACAUGUUUUUGAGGUACCAGUUGCUCCCAACUCCAAUUUCCAAACUGGCUGUAAGUACCUUACAUAACUAUUUUACUAACUAGUCAUUGUUCAGUUUACUUAUAAAACCCACCUUCAUUAUAUAUCAUAGUGCUUAUGCGCACUUGCUCUACACUCCAACCCAUACCUCUAAUCCCAUAACAUGUUUGGAAGUCUUAGUUGCAGAAUUUAAGAGGCAGUGGUUUGUAGUCAUCUUUGGAGGAACUUUGUUUUUUCUAGUAAACUUGGUUUUUCCUUACUUGUCAUGAGCGUUCUUUCAUUAUAUGACACGUGAAACUGCUUUGGGAGCUUUUUUUCUUACUAAGUUUUAAUCCCACUGUGUUAGAAAUAAUUUGAGUUGAAUGAUCGAACAUGUGAUAAUUAAAGUAUAUCUUUAGGUUGUAGAGGUGCUUAUUUUAUCUUGUUUGAACUUGAACUGUUAAGAUGAAUCAAUGUAAAUUAUUACCCUAAUACAUGUUUAUCAAAGUUACCUGUUUUAAUGUUGAGAGCAAGCACCUACGUACAUAAUAUGCUCUACCCCAGUAUCUCCUUUUGUAGAAAAAAGCUCCUGUGAUCAGUUGCGGAAAUUUGUAAAUAAUGUGUAUAUUUUCAAAGUUGACAUUAAAGAUCAUUUCAAACUUGA